UUUUGAAUUUCGAACAGACCUCAACUGUUGAACAGUGCAGGCGUUAUUCUUUAUUUUGUCGCGAAAGGAGUAAGUUUAUACAUCAAGAUGAGCUUGUCGCUUCGAUCAGAAUUUGCCAUUGAUAGGCCGAAACGUAGGAAACGCCGUGAUCUGACAGAAGAACAGAAACAAGAAAUCAAAGAGGCGUUUGAUCUGUUUGACACUGACAAAGACCGGGCCAUUGAUUAUCACGAAUUGAAGGUGGCCAUGAGAGCCCUGGGGUUCGAUGUUAAAAAAGCCGAUGUUCUUAAAGUACUGCGAGACUACGACAGAGAAUCAUCGGGAAAGAUAUCGUUUGAAGAUUUCAACGAGGUUAUGACAGAUUGGAUGCUGGAACGCGACCCACAGGACGAAAUCAUCAAAGCGUUCCGUUUGUUUGACGACGACGACUCUGGCAAAAUUAGUCUGCGGAAUCUGCGGCGGGUUGCCCGAGAAUUAGGGGAAAAUAUGACAGACGAGGAACUACGGGCAAUGAUCGACGAGUUUGACAGGGAUGGCGAUGGCGAAAUAAACGAAGAUGAAUUCAUUGCUAUAAUGACAGGGGAUACAUAAAAUGUUCUGACAUUUGCAAUCGGUAAACAUGAACAGACACGAUUCAACAAGGCCGUUAUUAUCCUGUACCACCACUGAACGAAACACAAACGAAAUGGAAUCGUCUGCCCAUUCAUUCGCCCUUCGCAGUUUUGUUUGAUAGUUGCGCACCUGUUACAAACAUUCUUCCCCUUUUCUACGUUUUUUCGCCGACGGAUGACAGUAGGAAGAUUUUAUGACAAAACGUCGCGCUGCCACUAUUCCGACGACUAUUGAACUCUGAGGCACACUCAAAUAAAAACGUGAAUUUCUUGUAUCACAUAUACGUCUUAUUUUUACUGUAAUUUUAUGUUAUAAUACACUCACUACUAAUAGACCGAACACCGGUAUUUGUACGUAUCCAUUGGAGGAAUGUCUAUGUAUAUAGUGUCAGAUCUAAAUAUGAUCUUAAUUUUUUUUAGAUCUUUACUUAAAUUUAUGUUACUUUGGACUACUGUAUUUUUAUAGGUCUAAUUGUAACCCAGUAACAGUUUUAUGUGCAACUAUCACUAAGUUUGCAUGGGGGAGGGGAGUCACUUGAGGGUCACCUGGAUAAUUAUUUAAUCACCUUGAAUGACUUUGAUUGGAUGAUUGAUUUAAAUGUGUCCUUGUAUUGACAUGUUUAUAAAUAUGAUUGUUAGUAACAGAAGACUUAACCCAAGUGGUUCACCACUACAAAGUACGUACUUAACCUAUUGUUGAUUCAAAUGUUAUAACCCUGUCAUACUUAAUACAUGUGUUAUGCCGUCCUACAACUCUAUGCAAAAUUCCCAAUUGGUAUUUACCAUGUCUGAAUGGUUAUUGUCUUGCUGCACAUGUCUAUGUAGCAUGGCAACUGAAGUGUCUUGAAUUCUGUUCGAGGUCAAUUGACGCAUGCAUGCUUUGGUAACAUGUUUUAUGAAUGUUUAUGUAAAUUUGUAAACUUGUAUAAUAUUUAGAUGUUCAUGAUCAGAACCUUCAGAUUUCAUGUUAGUUGUUAGGGGCAUGUCAAACUAACCUGUUUUAUAAUAGUACACUUUAUGCCUACCCUCCCUUUUCACCUGAAUUGGAAAAGCUGUAUAAUAGCAUGAAAGAAAAUGGUUUUGUGUGGGUCUAAUUUUUGCCUCUGUCAGUUACGCCAUUCUUGGUCCCUGCAAAGGUCUUGAAAAGGCCAAAUUUGUAGAUAAACAUUUCAUUUCAAAAUUUAGCUCUCGAUACUCAGCAUUUUGAAAUGGAUUGCAAUCAGCUUUUAGUUUAUUACUUGUUUACUUUGAACCAUAAAGUCAAAAUUAACUAAGAUGUUUUGUAAUAACUUUGACGAGUUGUGGCUCGAAGGAAUCUGAGUCAUUUGAAAAUGUAGUCAGAAAACGUAAACCUCUUUCUAUGCAGUAACUGAGUGAUCUUUGCAACUCUACUUUAAUACUUUUAUAAAAUACUUUUGUUCUAGAUUUAAAUUGAUUGUAAUUUCCAAGAAUGGUCAAUGUUAACUCGUUGGUUUUUAAACCCAUAUUGCUUGUACUGUGAUUUAUCGCAAUGUCAAACUUGUAUUCUUAAAAUCAUUGCACAUUUCAAACCCUUAGAAGUGUAUUGAAUCCUGUGAAUGCAGAAAGCAGAUUUCAAUUCAGAAUACUAUAACAUUAUUAUUUCCAUGGUGCCCGUUUGAGGAAUUUCUUUCAAUUGUUUGAAUUCUUUGUUUGUAUUUGAAUCAAAAGCCUGGUUCCACAAAAAAAAACGAGGAUGUGGUCUGACCUUUGUACCAGAUACUGUAUUGCUCUAAACACAUCACCUUUUGAGGAAAAGAUGAAGUCAGCAGAUGGUUUGCUAAGUUCACUAGUUGAUGUCUUUUUAAAGUAUUAAAGUAUUAUUUUAAAGACUUGAAAGUAUUAAGUGGAUCUCACUAGUGCAAUUGAACAUUGGUGAAUAAAUAUCAGCUUAAAUAUGGGGGUAACUGAGAGGGGAUGAGGUUGUUUCUCAAACUUGAUUUUUACUCAACUAUAUAACAAGUCUGUUUACUUCCAAUUUAGAAUUGUACAGUUUUCAGUGUCAAACCUUGAAUUGCUUCUAAUUACCAUAUUCUUGCUUUACUGAGUAUUUUUUAUUUUCAUAUUUGAAUAAAUGUAAAUUUCUUGAUUACCAGAAAA
Messenger RNA from Saccoglossus kowalevskii, 2729 nucleotides. Its product is annotated as centrin 3-like protein. The record is from RefSeq and is marked provisional. Lineage: Eukaryota; Metazoa; Hemichordata; Enteropneusta; Harrimaniidae. Gene Ontology annotation, cellular component: myosin II complex. Gene Ontology annotation, molecular function: calcium ion binding.